Messenger RNA from Drosophila ficusphila, 3573 nucleotides. RefSeq lists its product as uncharacterized. Lineage: Eukaryota; Metazoa; Arthropoda; Insecta; Diptera; Drosophilidae. The record is from RefSeq and is a predicted model, not a curated record. The coding region runs from base 1 to 3573 and encodes 1190 amino acids. The transcript is spliced from 7 exons. Gene Ontology annotation, molecular function: nucleic acid binding.
AUGGCUGAAAAUGAUUCGGUUGGUGCAAGAUCCGCGGCGGUACCAAGUGACUUAGACUUUUAUAAAGCGAAGGCUGAUGCUACCUUAAGACAGGUAGAAGCUUUAAAAAGCUAUCUGGAGUCAGAUGAGGCGGUCAACUUCGACGAGACUGAUCUUCAGGUGCGACUUGAUUUUGUCGAUCAAAUGCAAGUGGACUUUGAUAAAAGUCAAACCGCGGUCGAAAGGUUAGACUUGCAGGAGUUGUGCAGUGACGCUCGGUCAAAGUUCGCAAACACCUACCUCGUGGUAAAAUCGCAAAUUUCGCGUGAGCUUGGCAAGCAGCGUAGAUUUUCAGCCGUGAAUUCUACAGCCCUUCCACAUGUCGGUGGUGAUUCGAGACCCGCUGCGCGUGCCACAAGGCUCCCAGAGUUCAAGUUGCCAAGGUUCAGCGGUGCCUAUAUCGAUUGGCCCGAUUUCUACGCGAUGUACAACACCAUUGUGGGCAAUAAUGAUGACCUGAGCAACGUGGAAAAGUUCCAGCAUCUUCGGUCAUGCUUGGAUGGCACAGCGUUGGACACAAUUCGAUCACUGGAGCCCACGGAAGCUAACUAUGAGAAGGCUAUCGAAUUACUAGUUUCGAGAUUUGAUAACAAACUUUUGCAUUUUCAGGCACACAUACGGUCUAUCUGCGGGAUUUCAGGUGUGGAGCAAGGAUCGGCAGCGAGCUUACGACGAUUAAGCGACCAGAUGAAUUCGCAUCUGCGUGCGCUGAAUACCAUGGCAACGACACAGGAGAUCAUGGACGGUCUUCUGAUCUAUCUGGUAGCUUCGAAGUUGGAUCGCCACACUCGAGAGAAAUGGGAAGAGGGUCUGCAGGCAAACAAGCUGCUGAAGUGGAAGGAUAUGGCUACAUUCCUGGAAAAGAGGUGCCGCAUGUUGGAGAAUCUUGAAAAUGCUAUGGUAAUCCCGACACCUAGCAAACAGCGUUCAGCACUUGCGGUGACCACUGAGCCCGUCAUCCAAUCGGAAACCGAUUCCUUGCCAGAUAUUGUCAAACGGUUUUGGGAAAUCGACAGCUACUGUGGAUCUCCAAUUGUCGCAACUGAUGAAGAUGUUUUGUGCGAGCAGCUAUUCCAGAAUACCUUUUCUCGACUCAGUUCAGGGCAAUACUCGGUUCGUUUGCCUGCCAAAGCCAGUUUCGACAUGCUCGGAGAUUCAUACGGUCGUGCCUUACGUCGAUUUAAGACGCUGGAGGGCAAAUUGCUCAAGGAUGUGGAAUUGAAGUCGCAAUACGCUGCAUUCAUCAAGGAAUACAUCGAUCUACAGCAUAUGUCGCUUGCUUCUGAGCAAUCAGUAGCCUCGCAAUAUUACUUGCCUCAUCAUUGCGUGCAGAAGCCGGAUAGUACAACCACAAAGUUACGAGUCGUAUUCGAUGGUCCCUCAAUACAGCCUAAAAUCUUCAGCACACUGCUUCGUUUUCGCUUUUUCAAAGUUGCAUUAUGCGGGGACAUCUGCAAAAUGUAUCGAUGUGUCCGUGUCACUAGCCCUGAUAACUACUUGCAGUCUAUCUUGUGGCGUGACAAUCCAAAUCAGCAAGUCAAGGCUUAUACGCUCGAUACGGUCACCUACGGCACCAAGCCGGCUGCAUUUCUGGCAAUUCGUGCUAUGCAGCAGCUAUCCUACGAUGAGGAAGCUGAGUUCCCGUUGGCAGCCAAAAUAGUUCGAAGAGACUUUUAUGUGGACGAUCUCAUUUCUGGAGGUGACUCGAUCGAGGAGGCAGCUCAAAUUCGUGAGCAGGUGAAGGAAUUGCUAUCCAAGGGUCAUUUUCCAAUUCGAAAAUGGUGUUCAAACGAGGCAGCAGCUUUAGAAGGCGAGCCAGAAAUUGAUCGCGAGAAAACGCUAAGGUUUCAUGAUGGAACUGAUGUCCUCAAACCGCUCGGCUUAUAUUGGGAUGCAAAAUCGGAUCACUUGCUUUUCUCAUUGUCUGGAACUAUGACAGAAAGCGGUGCAACGAAAAGAUCGAUUUUAUCGGCCGUUGCCAAGUUCUACGACCCUCUCGGAUUGAUAGCACCGAUUGUUACGAAAUUGAAAAUAUUUCUGCAAAUUCUCUGGAAAGACAAACUGGAUUGGGACGAGUCGCUUCCGCAAUCUUUGCACUCCUCAUGGCUGGAGCACAUGAAGCAGAUGUCAGCGGUCAAUCAUUUAAAAUUUCCUCGUUUCGUCAUGCAGCCCAACUCGUCGUUGGAGAUACACGCCUUUUGUGACGCAAGUUUAGCAGCAAUUGCGCAGAUUCAGGAUCGCACCAAGGGCAUGACAUGGCGUCAUGUACCAACACACUGGAACCCUGCCGAUAUAUUAUCGCGUGGAUGCUCACCUCUCGAGCUCUUGGAGUCGAACCUGUGGCGAGAGGGACCUCCAUUUUUACGUUCGGAUUCAUCGUGCUGGCCAAAUAUAGCGCCUAUUGUGGACGACUUGCCUGAACGUCGUCGCAUGGUUUUAGUCGUAACCGAGAAACAGGAUAUCUCCUUCGAUUGCAAAUUUCAAAACUCAUUUGGAAAGCUGCAGAGAGUUUUUGGAUAUAUAUACCGGUUCUGGCUUCUCAAGUUUCAAAAUCAAAGGCGUCGCAAAGGACCACUCACAGUCGAUGACGUCAAAGGUGGCACACAUCUACUCAUCAAAGGAAUCCAGCGUGUUUCCUUCGCAGAGGACUACAAAGCAUUGCGAAAGAACAAGCAGGUUGCAUCAAAUAGCAAGCUCUCGUCGUUGCAUCCUAUUCUAGAUGACUCAGGAUUAAUUCGUGUUGGUGGUCGCUUGCAAAACUCGCUUCUGGACUACGAUGCGAGACAUCCCAUUUUGCUGCCAAAGGAUCAUCCUGUCACUCAAGCAAUCGUCGCUCACUUUCAUCACAAGUUUUUGCACGCAGGACCGCAAAGUUUACUAGCUGCCUUGCGCCAGAGGUUUUGGCCAAUUGGAGGCAGAAAAACAGUCGCAGCUAUCUUAGUAGAGGAUUUAUCUACCGCAUCGUUCCUCGCCGCUCUCAAGCGUUUCACCAGCAUCAGGGGCAAGCCCAACACGAUCUGGUCGGACAACGCAACAAACUUCGUUGGUGCGAAAAACGAGUUGCAGGAGCUCAGGGAAAUCUUCCUGGCUGAUCCUCCAAAUAUCGAGCUUCGCAAUGACCUGUUGUCUAAUGGCAUUAACUGGCAGUUCAUACCCCCCGCUCGCCUCAUUUUGGUGGCUUUUUCUGCCAUGCUUAAUUCUCGACCACUCUGCCCCAUUUCAGAAAAUCCUAGCGACUUGGAGGUGCUCACGCCUGGACACUUUCUUAUUGGCACUGCUUUCAACGCCAUAGACGAACCCGACAUCACCCACCUCAACAUCAAUCGGCUAAGUCGCUGGCAGCGAGUUUGCCAGAUGCAGCAGGCGAUUUGGCACAAGUGGAGCACUGCCUACCUAUCGCUACUCCAGGAACGAACUUGGAGGCGUAUAGAGACUGGCUCGCCAACCUCGUGGUACCAGCCGUUCGCGCAUAAGUUGGCCACUAUCGGAGGCACCCCGACACGGAACGGACUCACCGGAGAUCUGGAGUCCUAG